CCUGAGGCUUAAACCCUGCGCAGAGCCCAGGAUCCAGGUCCGCGGCGGCGCGCCCAGCGGUCAUCCGGCUCGAGUGAGCAUCCCUUCGGGGAUGCUCAGGGAGGGUCUGGUUGCCAGUGAAACCUCCAGGGGCUUCCGGACGACAGCCCCGGGGGCCUUCUGACUGCAUCCCGAGAUUUCCAUCAGCGAGUGCAACUCAUAAGGCAGUCCCUAAGGGGACCGGGCCACCGGCUGAGGACGGGGAUGGCUUAGGAGCUCCUAGACCUAGGGCCCGGCGUCGUCGCCUCCUGGGCGUCGCGGCAGAGGGGAGUGGCCCGCGCGGAAAGCGCCGCGGGACAGUCAGUGACGAGGCCCGGGGGUCCCCGGGGCCACGACUUCUCGGAGACCGUCCUGCGCUCUCUGGAGACGCGCCGUCCGCGCCCAGGGUGGUGCCAUGUGGGGCGCUCGCCGCUCGUCCGUCUCCUCAUCCCGGAACGCCGCUUCGCUCCUGCAGCUGCUGCUGGCCGCGCUGCUGGCGGCGGGGGCGAGGGCCAGCGGCGAGUACUGCCACGGCUGGCUGGACGCGCAGGGCGUCUGGCGCAUCGGCUUCCAGUGUCCCGAGCGCUUCGACGGCGGCGACGCCACCAUCUGCUGCGGCAGCUGCGCGUUGCGCUACUGCUGCUCCAGCGCCGAGGCGCGCCUGGACCAGGGCGGCUGCGACAACGACCGCCAGCAGGGCGCUGGCGAGCCUGGCCGGGCGGACAAAGACGGCCCCGACGGCUCGGCAGUGCCCAUCUACGUGCCGUUCCUCAUUGUUGGCUCCGUAUUUGUUGCCUUUAUCAUCUUGGGGUCCCUGGUGGCAGCCUGUUGCUGCAGAUGUCUCCGGCCUAAGCAGGAUCCCCAGCAGAGCCGAGCCCCAGGGGGUAACCGCUUGAUGGAGACCAUCCCCAUGAUCCCCAGUGCCAGCACCUCCCGGGGGUCAUCCUCACGCCAGUCCAGCACAGCUGCCAGUUCCAGCUCCAGCGCCAACUCAGGGGCCCGGGCGCCCCCAACAAGGUCACAGACCAACUGUUGCUUGCCGGAAGGGACCAUGAACAACGUGUAUGUCAACAUGCCCACGAAUUUCUCUGUGCUGAACUGUCAGCAGGCCACCCAGAUUGUGCCACAUCAAGGGCAGUAUCUGCAUCCCCCAUACGUGGGGUACACGGUGCAGCAUGACUCUGUGCCCAUGACAGCUGUGCCACCUUUCAUGGACGGCCUGCAGCCUGGCUACAGGCAGAUUCAGUCCCCCUUCCCUCACACCAACAGUGAACAGAAGAUGUACCCAGCGGUGACUGUAUAACCGAGAGUCACUGGUGGGUUCCUUUACUGGAGGGAGACGAAAGCAGGGGGUGGAUUCUCGAGGUGGAAGUCCGCACAUGUCGGUGGUAUUUAUGGCAUGAUUCCUUUGGAAGGCUUCAUUUGCCCCCAGACUGUAUGAAAACAUCUCCGAAUUAGCAUUUCUGGAUAUGUUUCAUCCAGGGUAUCAUUGAUUUAUGAUGGAAAACUGGCCUCAGCUGGAGAUGACUGUGAUGUUGCUGAUGGGUGUAUAACAAAUGCUUGAGUCCGAAGUGCCCUUGAGAUAUGGUUGGCGAAAGAAUUUUAUAAACUGAUAAAUUAAGGAUUUUUAUUAUGUUUUUAUUAUUAUUUUUUUUGUUGUUGACUGCACAAGAUCAAAAUGCCUGUUACCUCCCUUUUACCUGGGACUUUUUUUUUUUUUUUUUAAUCAGACAGAGUCUUGCUCUGUUGCCCAGGCUGGAGUGCAGUGGUGCGAUCUCGGCUCACUGCAACUUCAGCCUCCUGGAUUCAGGCAACACUCCUGUCUCAGCCUCCCAAGUGGCUGGGAUUACAGGUGCCUGCCCCCAUGGCUAAUUUUUUGUAUUUUUUGUAGAGAUGGGGUUUCACCAUGUUGGCUAGGCUGGUCUCACUCUCCUGACCUCAAGCAAUCUGCCUGUCUCAGCCUCCCAAAGUGCUGGGAUCACAGGCGUGAGCCACCACACCCAGCCUGAGCCUUUUUUUUUUUUUUUU
Molecule: messenger RNA, 2046 nt
Organism: Gorilla gorilla gorilla (western lowland gorilla)
Lineage: Eukaryota; Metazoa; Chordata; Mammalia; Primates; Hominidae
Gene: SHISA2
Product: shisa family member 2
Exons: 2
Coding region: 434-1321 (295 amino acids)
Biological process (GO): negative regulation of Wnt signaling pathway; negative regulation of fibroblast growth factor receptor signaling pathway
Cellular component (GO): endoplasmic reticulum
Source: RefSeq, a predicted model, not a curated record